Molecule: messenger RNA, 465 nt
Organism: Ornithodoros turicata
Lineage: Eukaryota; Metazoa; Arthropoda; Arachnida; Ixodida; Argasidae
Product: protein GVQW3-like
Exons: 1
Coding region: 1-465 (154 amino acids)
Source: RefSeq, a predicted model, not a curated record
AUGAAUGACCUGAGGGAGCAACGACUUGCUGUGAAAUUUUGUGUUAAACUUGGAAAAUCUGCGACUGAAACAUUUGCUAUGCUCAACACGGCUUACGGUGAUGCUGCUAUGAAGCGUACGGCAUGUUUCAAGUGGUAUGAACGUUUUAAGGGUGGUCGACAGUCGAUUGAAGACGACGAGCGUCCUGGACGUCCUUCCACGUCAACUGACGACCCACACGUCGACGAAAUCAACACCCUGGUGCGGGCAAAUCGACGUCUGACCAUCAGGGAGCUUGCUGAAGAGUGUGGAAUAUCAGUAGGAUCUUGUUACGAGAUUUUGACCGAAAAAUUGAGGAUGCACCGCGUUGCUGCAAAAUUUGUGCCACGACUGAUGACAGACGACCAAAAAGCCAAUCGCGUCCAAGUUUGUCAGGAACUGCUUGAUCGUUCAGAAGAAGUUGACGACUUUUUGCAAGGAUCAUAA